Molecule: messenger RNA, 9772 nt
Organism: Tyto alba (common barn owl)
Lineage: Eukaryota; Metazoa; Chordata; Aves; Strigiformes; Tytonidae
Gene: MIDEAS
Product: mitotic deacetylase associated SANT domain protein
Exons: 14
Coding region: 517-3864 (1115 amino acids)
Biological process (GO): regulation of transcription by RNA polymerase II; negative regulation of DNA-templated transcription
Cellular component (GO): histone deacetylase complex; transcription regulator complex
Molecular function (GO): transcription corepressor activity
Source: RefSeq, a predicted model, not a curated record
CCCGGGAGCCUCCCCACUUACCGCACUAGGAAGUGACGCUUUCCCUGAGUCCCGGAGAGAAAGAAACAAAGUUUGGGGUUUUUUCCCUCCCCCUUCCUUCUUCUUUUUCCCCCGCUUUGCUAAUUACUGCUCCGCGUCCCCCCGCGGGCGCCCGCCGCCGCGCCUCGCUCCGCAGUGUAAAAGCAGUGCAAGGUAUCAUAGCACUUCAGUAUAUUUGGAGGCAAGACACAGUAUCUUCUGGGAAUUACAGUAUCAGAACUGGCUCUGUGCUUUAUUCAAAGGACCUGUAACUAAGUGGACCCUACCGACCUCUGAACGACAAAGGAUAAGAGUGAAAAGAAGUGGGAGAAGCACACGAAGAAAAAGGAAGUGGAUGCACUUUCACCUGGACCUCUUUCCUGCUCUUUAUUACUAAAACUGAAUGGAAAAGAGAGACUUCCGUGCCUUUCCUCCCCCAGCCUCAGGGAUGGGUGGAUUGUAAAUACGGUGUGUGCAGCUGGGAGAACAGACUAAACCAUGAAUCUUCAGGCUCAGCAAAAGUCUUCAAGCAAAAGGACUGGGAAACGAGUUGCCUAUUUUAAUGAGCAGGAAAUAGCUGUGUCAUCAAAAGAACCACAGCAGCAGCUUAAGGAAGGACAGUACUAUGGUCAUGGUGGGAAUAUACCAGUCUCCCAAACUAUGGAGAUUUCUCACACAGGAGGAUUAACAAGUGCCCCCAACAAUGUUGCUUUGAUGAACUCUGUUUACAGUCAAGAUAGGGGAGAAUCAAUGAUGAUGUCCCAGACGGUAACAGCUGUCAAAUGGCAGAAUUCACUAAUGGGAAACCGGUUGCCAGAGAGAGGUGACGGCCACUGGCAGUCUCCACCUUCGAUGUGGAACCACAGUAUGGUUUUUGGGGGCAACCCAAAAGGACCUCACUCCAAUGCUGGUGCCCCGGGGUUCUAUGGCCACCCAGAAGCCCUUAAAAGAAAUCAAGAGAAGGGAGUGUUCGUGUCACAGCUGGACUUGUAUGGAGAUGCUGUCCAACAGAUGAUGUCCCAGAAGGCUCAGCUGGAACAGCAAGCCCUGGUUAGACAGCAAGCUCAAAUGAAUUCUUUUCAUCAGAUGCAGAAGCAGCAGCAGCAGAAUCAGAGUCUGCCGCUACAGCCUUUCCAACUUGCAUUUGGUCACCAAGGCCAAAAGCAGGGUCUUCCUGAAUUGUUACAUGUCUUUCAAGAGGCCCCAGCUUCUUCCAGUCCAGCGUUUACUGCUCAACAAAAACAGCAAGCUCUUCCCCAGCUACAACUGUUUGAAAAUUUCUAUCCUCAACAGCAGCAGCAGCAACAGGCUGCCACACAAGCCUUCAGUCUGCAGCAAACUACUUCCAUAGCACAGCCUCAUGUGGCAGCUGCAGCACCUCAGCAUCACAUGAUGGCACACCAGUUUCAGCAAACUGAGAGGAACCAGGAACUAUUCAAGGCUCUAACAGAGCAGAACCAACAGACUGUGCUACCUCAGACCCAGAUUCCCUUUCCAAGAAGGUCACGGAGACUCUCCAAAGAAGGUGUCCUGCUGACAUCUGCAGGAGAAGUAUUGACUUCCAAGCAGGCAGAAGAACAACCUAGCAAUUUAUUUCUGCAUCACUGGCAAACACAUCAGCAAGAGGUCCCAUUACAGCAGCCACCCGAAUCACUGGCCCACAACAAAAGUAGCUAUUCGCACCCCAAGAGAGUGGAUCCGGGGCAGAAGGACAUCCUGGUCAGCAGUGAGCUGUGCCAGGUGGAAACAGACAGGCAAGCCACAGCCCAGAAUGGGAGAGAUGGGGAGAAACAGGUAGCAGCAGCUGAGGAAAACGCUCAGAGAACUAAUGAUUUUCAGGGUGUCAGAGGUGGUGUAAUCCAGAGUACGCGACGGAGACGGCGGGUUUCUCAAGAAGCUAAUUUGCUAACUUUGGCCCAAAAAGCUGUUGAGCUGGCUUCUCUUCAGAAUGUAAAGGAACUGGAUACUUCAGAAGAGGAGAAGAGUGUGCUGAUAGCAGCUCCAGGACCUACAGCUGCAAAAAGUGUUGUGGAAUUUGCAAGUUCUUCACCAGUUCCCAAAAGAGCCCGGGAGGAUAACAGCCUUGUGCCUCUUAUCAUUCCUGUGUCUGUGCCAGUGAGGAAAAUUGACUUGCAGAGCCUUGGAAAGGAGAAGUCUGAGGAUGGAAAGCUUCAGAGAGGCCAAACAAAUGAUCGAGCUCCUUGUGAACGCAAGCCUUCUGUGAUAGUCACUCGGAGGCGAUCUAAUCGUAAUACUAACAUGGAAACCUCAAAUCAGCAUGAAGAUGCUGUUCCAAAGGAUGAAGCAGAGGGCUUUGCCCGGAAACCAAAGCAGCGACCAAGACCUGAGCCACUCUUCAUACCACCAAAAGCUGGCACCUUUAUUGCACCUCCUGUUUAUUCUAACAUUACUCCGUAUCAGAGCCACUUACGGUCACCCGUCCGUCUGGCAGAUCAUCCUUCGGAUAGGAACUUUGAGCUACCUCCUUACACUCCUCCGCCAAUUCUUAGUCCAGUGAGAGAAGGAUCCGGGCUAUAUUUCAAUGCUAUCCUCUCUUCAAGUGGCCAUUCGGUUCCACCUCCAAUGACUCCUAAAAGUGCUCACAGAACUCUGCUUAGAUCAAAUAGUUCAGAAGUUACCCCUCCUGUUCUUACAGUAGUGGGGGAGGCCACCCCAGUCAGCAUUGAACCGCGAAUAAAUGUAGGAACUCGCUUUCAAGCAGAAAUCCCAUCACUCCAAGACAGAUCUCUGGCAGCAGUUGAUGAACAUAAAGCAGAGCUGGUGUGGCAGCCGUGGGGCGACCUGGAAACCAACAAAGUCACCCAAGAGAAUGUGGAAAACCUGCUGGCUGCUGCCUGUUCAAGCAUUUUUCCUGGGGCUGGAACCAACCAGGAGCUGGCGCUGCAUUUCUUACAUGAAGCAAAGGGAAGCAUUCUGGGAGCUUUGACCAAACUACUACUGAAGAGGCCGGUACGAUCGCCUACCCACCCUUUGGCAGAUUAUCACUACACAGGAUCAGACAAGUGGAAAGUUGCUGAAAAAAAACUUUUCAACAAAGGCAUUGCAAUCUACAAGAAAGACUUUUUCUUGGUCCAAAAGCUUAUAAAAACCAAAACAGUGGCUCAGUGUGUGGAAUUCUACUACACAUACAAGAAACAGGUGAAAAUUGGUCGGAAUGGGACCUUAAUCUUUGGAGACAUUGAUGUUGCUAAUGAGAAAUCUAUGAAAGAUGAAGCUGAAGUUGACAUCAAGAGUUCCCAUAGGUUUGCACGUGUUCUUCCUCUCAGAAGGGACAUUUACAGUGAAGAACAGGGUCAUAUGGAGGAGGAGGAGGAGGAGGAAGAGGAGGAGGCAGAGGAAGGGUUGGAUAACAGAAAGAAGAGCUCAGUUCCUCUUAAAGAUGAACAGACACUACAAGAUGGUGUAACAGACGAUGAUGACAAUAUGAGGAGUCAGGAGGCAACUGUCACGGGCAGAAUUGGAAGGAAGCCACGGGAGGCAACAGUGAAGCCUCGAAAGCCUAUAACGGCUCCAGUGCAGAGGAGGCGGCGGAAACAGAAGAUAAAAUCAGAUGCUAGCAGUAAAACUCCGAACACAGAAAACACAUUUCCAUGUAAAAAAUGUGGCAGGGUGUUCUACAAGGUGAAGAGCCGCAGCGCUCACAUGAAGAGCCACGCGGAGCAGGAAAAGAAGGCAGCUGCACUGAGGCAGCAAGAGAAGGAGGCGGCAGCAGCGGUGGCGGCGGCGGCAGCCCACAGCCAGGCCCAGCAGGAAGAGAGCAGCGAGAGUGGGAGCAGCAGCAGUGGAAGCAGCAGCGUGAGCUCGGAUGAAGAUGGAGAAAUAUAGCAGCAGACCAGAAGUGGAGGGAGUAGCAAGGCUGGACCCAACCUCCCUCUUGGUGGUCUCGCUUUUUUUGCUUGCACUUUUCUUACCUGAACCAUCAGGUCUCAGUUUCAGUGCUGCCGUUUCCUCAUGCCACAUGUUCCACUUCACCUUGCCAGUACUGACCAAGCCGGAAUGGUGGAUGAAAAGAUUUGUUUCAAGUUGGAUUUUUUUUUUUUUUAAACAGAUAAGAUUUCUAUUCUAUUUAUAAUGAUACCUGAGGUACAUAAUAGAACAAUGUCACCUGCAGUGGAAAUAAGUUCUCUCUCAGGUCAGUCAGACCUUUCUUUUUGUACUUGUCAGGAAUCAUAACAGGACUCUUGGAUAUAAAGGUUUCCAGAUCAGAGCAAGAAAAUGAUGCUCUGCUCUGAGCUAAUUGUAUCCAGUUACUGUGACACUGGUGAUUUCUAGAUGUUUCCUUUCUCAGCAAGUUCUCCUUCCUGUUACACUUUCCUGGCUUGCUUCCUGAGCAUUUAUUCAGGCAGCCAACAAGUUUUGUGGGAAGAUGGUGUGCACUUUUGUCCUCUGCUUCACAAAAAUGAAAAGUGGGAUGAACAAGACACUCCUCUUCCUUUUGAGAGGAAGUUUUAUUUUUCAGAAGGAAGCCUGAUGUGCUUUCUUUUAUGCCAUUAAGAAUGCAGCAAUGGAUAUAAACAUAUCCUGUGAGAUUAGAGUAGCUGUGGGCCUUGUGGCUUGUCUCAUCUUGGAAAACAAAAUAGUCUGCCUUUGAUUAACUUAAUGGAAAGUAGUCUGGGCUUCACAAGUGCAAUUUGAAAUGAAAACUGCUGGCUUUGACUUUGCAUAAAUGGGAGCAAGUUUGUUUAGUGAAAAUGAACCAUGACCUUCUUAGGCGCUGGAUUGUGUGCACCUCAGAGAUGGGAGGAAUGAACUCUCAUCUCCAGCAGUGACCCCUCUGUGAAUGGCUUUUACCUCUCUACACAUCCAUUUCUUUUUUUGUGGCAGUCCUCAUUUCUUCCUUGAAAUUGCCAUCAUCAGGAGCUUGUAUGGUGGGGCCCCAGUUUCCCAAAUACUUCCCGUCAGACAGUAUGUACGUGCGGGAGAAGCUUGCCACUUAUUUCCACACCAGUGGCUGGACAGCACUGCCUGUUGGGUUGUCCUGCUGUGAGCCUUGCUCUUUGCUGAGAGGCUGACUCUUCCUUCAGAACUGACACAUGCUAAUAGCCCAAAAAGUCUAGCCACCCAAAGCCUGCUGGCAAAAGAAAGUUAAUAAAAGUAAAGUGGUUCAGGUGACAUAGGUGUCAGAUUUGCACAGGAUUGUUCUGUACAUCUUUAUAACCCACGUUUAUCAUUAUUUCAUAAAGAUGCAGAGAAUCAGAUUGCUUCCUUGCGCUUCGGCUGGUCAGUCCCAGGCCGUGCCCAGCUGCCCCCUCCAGAAGCAGCGCUGACCCCCAGCUUCCUCGGUGCCGAAGGAGCCGGUCGCUCCUGCAUUCCUGAGCAGGGAUCCGGGGCGGGGGGGGGGUGGUGGUGUUGCUGCACGUGAGCUACAGAGUGUUCCUGACUAGCUGAUUUUUCUAAAAAAUCUUGACCUUUCAAGCUGCUAGGUAAAUUCCAGGUUAGCUAUGGAAAGUGGCACUAUCUCCAGUGUGCCAUCUGGCAAUCUUUUCCUGCCCCGUGGCUUUACGCAACUGUGAUUGCUUUACUCUCUUGAGUCUGGGAAGCUGUGUAUUGUACCAUGCUUGCUUUGACAUAUAUAUGCCUUUGGAUAGAAUCCUUUUUCUUAAUAGCAGAAAUGGUUCCUGCUCUUACAAAAUAAGUACUGCACUCAUUAAGGACUGCACUUUUUUCAGUGUUAACACUUUUGCCUUUAAAUGUUCCAUUUUCUGCCAAAGUUGUAUUUUUCAUUCCUAACAAAAUUAGGUUUCCUUUCAGCAUUUGGAUGACUGUUCCGUGUCCCUACAUGCACAGGUCUUGUUGACUAACUAGGCUGUGGAAGCAGAUGGCAUGUCAUGAACUGUUAAAAUCAUUCAAAAACUGCAAAGAACUAAAAGCUACUAAUCUUUAAAAAGAAGCUUAAGCAAGUCAGUCUUCCUAUUAAGAGGUUCGAUGUUGGUUGUUAUCUUUUUCCUUUUGUAAACUGGAGAAAAUGCUUGUCUGCUGUGAUCCCAGGGUCUUUAGAGAGAACAGAAGCUUUAGCACACUGUGCCAGGACGGACAGUAGGUGAAGCAGCUGGACCUCAUGGUCCACUUGUAGUACUGGCAUUAAUUCCAGUAAAAAGCAAUGAUGCAGUUAAACUUAAAGCUCUGAAGUAUGUUUCUGGGAAGUGGCCAGUAGUUUCCAGAUAUUGAGAACUGCAGGGCAACAAUUCAGAAACAAGCUAGGCUUGUGAGUAUAUCUAAAAAGGAUUUAAAGUAAUGUAGAUACUAUUAUACUGUCAUAAUGAAUGUAUUUGCCUGGAACCCCAGUGUCGCAGCAGCAGAGCGGUGUGCAGUUACUCGACAGAGACUGGCAAGGCCUAGAAACACAUUACGAAGAAAUGGAGAUGGAGGGGGAACUGGCACACAUUGAGAAACAUGGCAAAAAUGAAGGGGUGUUUUAGGUUGGAGAGGAGAUCUUACUAAACUUGAGAACUAAAAUAAAGCGAAUCAAGCUGUCUUAAGAAAAUGCCUUUACGGUCCUUGCUAAGACAGGGCAAAAGCAGUCAGUAUGUAACCCCUUAGGACAACACGGAGACUGUUCAUAUUGGAACAAACCAAAGCUCUGUCUAGCUCCAGGUCUUGUUUCUGACAACGAUCAGGAACAGAAGCCUAGGAAAAAGCAAGGGACAGUAUGGACUAGCAGGUAGAGUUCUAGGUAGAAAUUAGGUGCUAAACUAGAACUUAGGUGUGCUCUCUGGUAAGGCAAAUCUGCAGAGAGGUUUGUGCUGAAAUGUACCGUUCUCCUUAUGGGCAGCAAAUUGGGACGUUUCUCUGCCUUUUACUCUUCUGCUCUGUGUAUCACCUGCGGUUACUCCGUGUAUUUUUAGUGUCUGGAAGUAUGCCUGGGUGAUAAUGAGCAAACGUUUAGUCACGGCCCUCAGGAGUUUUCAAGCUUGAAGUAGUUUUAGAUAUGGCAUAGCAAAUUAUGGUGACUAACAACUGAUUGGAUGAAAUAUGUACAAAGAUUUAGGGAGCAAAUCAUGGGGUUGCUCUAAGUACCAAUUCAAUCUUUCUUUCCGAUACGAUGAUGCUUGAACGCAGGCAUUAUUGUAGUCUUCCAAAGACCACAUCUUUCACUGAUUCUUCCUAUUUUAGGAAAUUGAUAUUAAGAGUAAUUUUUCCUCUCAUCAAGGAUACACCAUUGAGGUGCUGCUAAGAACAAAUCAGAGAUUUUCUUUAAUUGCACAAAAAUGGUGUGUAUGUUACACACUGAAUCCAGUACUUGUUGUUUCUCUCCCACCCUGUGAAGAGACCAGGAAGAUUUGAUACAGUAAGGCCUGUCACUGGAAGAAAAUCAGAAAAGGGCUUUUUCUGAGGAUAACCUCUAACAGCUGUGGGUUAGCAUGGCUGACCAAAAUCACGUAAAUGUUCCAAGUAAGUGGCACCAAAUGGAGAUGUUUCUGAGUGUGUUUACAUAUUGCUAGCAGACACCAGAGGACCUCUUUUCUCUCAUGCUAAUAAGUGAAAAUACUCCUUUGAGUGUCUUGUUUAAAAACAAACAAGCAAAACCAAGCCUGCUGCCCACUUGCUUACCAUAGGAGUUCGGAAUUAAUCCUACAUCUUAAUUAGAUCCUGCCUACUAGCAAAAGUUGGCAGAGAAUUGUUUUAAAAAAAACAAACCAGCCAACCCCCAGCUGUUGUGGACAAAGCAUUUGAACUGAAUUUAUCUAAUCUGGAAUGAAUUCUGUUACUCUCCUUAGUGUGGGGGGAGGGAGUAAUUUCAGCGGCCCUUUUACUGCAGCACAGUGUUAAUUUAAGGCUGUGUUGUUCCAAUUAUGAUUUUAAAAAAAAAAUUGUCUGUGUUCUGUUCAUUUGUCUGCUUUAAAACCCUAUGCUCAUUAUUUUCCAUCGUUUAAAGGCCUAUUUACUGAUUCCCAUAUAGAAUAAGGGUUUGCUGUUAAUUUAGAAAAAAGGCAUUGUAUGCUCAGUCAUUGAGUUUGAACAAGGUGCCUCUUUGCUUUAGCUGUCUCUUCUAUGGGAACAAAUACAGGAUUUAUAGACUGCAAUUCUGUAAAUGUGUACUAAUAGAUUUGCCUUUCACAGUGCGAGAUCAGGUUUCUGGUGAUCACGUACCCAGUAGUCAGGUGGCUGCACUCCAAAACCAUUCCCUAUCUGAGCCUUGACGCCAGCGUUGGGCGUUGCGGAGAUGCAGCGAGAGAUCGCGCUUUGCCCUGAUCACGUACUUCUGCCUGCUGCCUGCCCUUUACAGAUAGACUCGGUCUGUCAGGUUUGUGAUCUGCAUGGGAUAGCAUCUCAGUUCUGUAAGACUCUGUGUGUGUACAAUUAUUAGAUAGAUGCAUGCACUUGUGAUGCAUAUCUGAUACAGCUACAGGUGUUUUGCAGUCUAGCUGCAAGAGCAACAGCUGUGCUUUUUAAUUUUGUUUUUUGUUUUUCCAUUUACCGAUACAGGUAACUAUCUGAGAGAACUCAACUCUUAAGUUGAAGGCCUACAGGAUUCCAAUUGGCUGUGCAGGACUUUGGCGUUUUGUUAGCUAGGACCAGGUAGGAACGUAGCUGUUUAAAGGCAGGGCAAAGGAAUUUGAAAGCUUAACGGUAACUCAUCUAUUAAUGCCACACUAAACAUGCAAUGCGAAGUCCAAAUUAGCUAAAAAUACCCUCUGAUUUAUCAAACUGAGGCUUUCGGUCAUUUUUAUCAUUGCAACAAGCUUAGAUUGAAAGCAACAUUCAAAAAAAGUGUUUCCUAAACCACAGAGUGAGCGCUCUCAGCAAUUACACACUCUUAGUUCUCCUUCAGGCAGCGGACUAGUAAGUUCCUAUACAUGCAUAUCCUAUUUUAAAAGAAAUGGGAGCAGGGAGGACUGCAGCCAUAGAAGUCUUGUCUGCUUUCAUACAAUGGCACUUUUAGUCCAGUGAUUACCUCUGCCAGAAACCUUAUCCCAAACCACAUUUUCCCACACAAACUUUCUCCUUGAUUUAUCUUCUGAUGUAUGCCUGAAAGUUUAUAAAGCUUUAAAGAGACAGAGAAGCAGUGUCUACAAAUCAUGUUUGAUUUUUGUGGGGGUGAGUUUCUGUGUAGAUUUGUCACUUGGGUUCAGCUGCUUUACUCGCCCUCAUUCUCUCCUGUGUCAGAUGUUGGGAAGACAUACACUUCGAAUCCCCAGCUGUCUAAAGAUUUUUCUUUCCAAGACUAGGAUUCCACUGGCAGCUGAGCCUGAAAAAAAAAACCUUAACUUCUCCAGAUUAGAAAACAGCAUAUAUUUUUAUAGAAAUGUAAUUGUAUAUUUUAAAAACCAGUUUCAUGCAGCUUCUCAUGUAUUUUUCCCCUGGUAGUUCAGAUUUGAUAUAAACUUUUUUUGUGUUCAUUCUUUUUAUGUUCUGUUUUUAAAUUUGUAGUCAAAGCUUUGGUGUACUGUACAGGAGCAGUCAGCCUUUGUAAUUACUGUAUAAAUGCUUUAUAAUAAAGUAUAUUACUUUUAUUUUAACAAGUGAGCAGACACUUCCUUUUGUGUGUUUGCUGCCUAGGGCACCUUUUAAAAGACUGUUACAUGUUUAAAAUGUACAUAUAUAAAUAUAUUUACCUGUUGCUGUACAGUUGUGAUAGACUGGACUGAAUUUAUUUUUUGUGUGCUUUUUUAUAAAAUAUUAAUACACUAAAGGAAAUCUUGCUGAUGUGAUUGUAAUGUACUAUGUAACUUAUUUACUUAAUAUCCUCUAUAUAUCUAAAAACCUUUUAUUAAAUGAGGUUUAAAAAAUA